CAGAGCCUUUGCUCACUAAGUAUCUCACGUUGCAUCCGCCAAAAAAUCUGUGAGUAUCAAGCUCCAAUCAUAUCGAGUCAACAGCUUGUUAAGUAAGCGUGUGAUGUAGACGGAUCACCUCGAAUUCCGCCACCAAGUCCAUCGGCACCCAAACUAAUGGACCUUAGGCUUGGACCUCAGUCAGUCAACGACGAACAGUCAAGGGCGUCCAAGUCCGAUAGCCAUCUACCACGGAAUGGCACUUGGCAGUCUGGAACCUCUGGGACGUCCAGAACGUCUUCCCAACGCAAUGGGUGCUCUUCUCCAGUAUCGUUUCCUGGGACAGAACCGACAAUCUUGGGAAGUGUCAAAUCCCUGGUUCCUUUAGCUCCGCGUUCACAGCUUUCCAAGAAGGUAUCAUUGCCAACAUGGCCAUCGUCUCCCACAACACUCGGAGCUGGGGAGCCAGUAGAACAGCAAAACGGGCCGGCAACUGGAACCAAUAAGACCGAAAACAUGAUCAGUCCUAGCCAGAAAGACUUCGAGAUGGACCCUGGUCAUGCCUUCUGGAGCUGGUCUGUCAAAAGUGAGAAUUGGUAUCAUGUCGAUAAACACACGGGAUCGGUUCUGUGGGCACCACGCGAGUUGGACUAGUGUUGGCUCAUUUCAUGCCGUUUCUUUGACGGAGAUUUGAUUUCUCAUGUCCUAGCGAUGAAGAUAAUAUUGUGUCUCGGUACCCGUUCCUCGUUUUGGUUUCAGAGACUAGUCAU
This is a messenger RNA of Colletotrichum acutatum, 749 nucleotides long. RefSeq lists its product as uncharacterized. The record is from RefSeq and is a predicted model, not a curated record. Lineage: Eukaryota; Fungi; Ascomycota; Sordariomycetes; Glomerellales; Glomerellaceae. Bases 157 to 633 code for a protein of 158 amino acids. The transcript has a single exon.